AUGGGGGCCAACACGUCAACCAUUUUCCGCCACGGCACCCCCGGGGGUGGCCAGCUGAUCAGCCCUAGGGAUGGUACGAAGUUUUCUACCCCCGUCGCCGCAGUUGCGUGGGCAAUUGUUGGGUUCAGCGGGUUGUGCGUAGUCGUUGCCGUUGGGGUCUACGUCUACAGGCGCAACAGACGCAACAGGCAGAGACGGGAGGACGUGGAGAUGCAGCCCCGGUGA
Messenger RNA from Phialemonium atrogriseum, 225 nucleotides. RefSeq lists its product as uncharacterized. The record is from RefSeq and is a predicted model, not a curated record. NCBI's taxonomy places the organism in Eukaryota, Fungi, Ascomycota, Sordariomycetes, Cephalothecales, Cephalothecaceae. The transcript has a single exon. The coding region runs from base 1 to 225 and encodes 74 amino acids.